CCGAUGCCGCUUGCCGGGAAGCUGCGUUAGGAGCGAGCGGCGGCGGUGGCGGCGGUGGCGGCGGCGGCAGCUCGGGAGUGCUAUGACCGGCAAACUCGCCGAGAAGCUGCCGGUGACCAUGAGCAGUUUGCUAAACCAACUGCCUGACAAUCUGUACCCCGAGGAGAUCCCCAGCGCGCUCAAUCUCUUCUCCGGCAGCAGCGACUCGGUAGCCCAUUACAAUCAGAUGGCUACAGAGAAUGUGAUGGACAUCGGCCUGACCAACGAGAAGCCCAACCCGGAACUCUCUUAUUCGGGCUCUUUCCAGCCAGCCCCCGGCAACAAGACCGUGACCUACUUGGGAAAGUUCGCUUUUGACUCCCCUUCCAACUGGUGCCAGGACAACAUCAUUAGCCUCAUGAGCGCCGGCAUCUUGGGGGUGCCCCCGGCCUCAGGGGCCCUCAGUACGCAGACGUCCACGGCUAGCAUGGUGCAGCCUCCGCAGGGCGACGUGGAGGCCAUGUAUCCGGCGCUGCCCCCCUAUUCCAACUGCGGUGAUCUCUACUCGGAGCCCGUGUCUUUCCACGACCCCCAGGGCAACCCUGGGCUCGCCUAUUCCCCCCAGGAUUACCAAUCGGCCAAGCCGGCUUUGGACAGCAAUCUUUUCCCCAUGAUCCCGGACUACAAUCUGUACCACCACCCCAACGACAUGGGCUCCAUUCCGGAGCACAAGCCCUUCCAGGGCAUGGACCCCAUCCGGGUCAACCCGCCGCCUAUUACCCCUCUGGAGACCAUCAAGGCUUUCAAAGACAAGCAGAUCCACCCGGGUUUCGGCAGUCUGCCUCAGCCACCGCUCACGCUCAAGCCCAUCCGGCCCCGCAAGUACCCCAACCGACCUAGCAAGACCCCGCUCCACGAGCGGCCCCACGCGUGCCCGGCGGAGGGCUGUGACCGCCGUUUCAGCCGCUCGGACGAGCUGACCCGGCAUCUGCGCAUCCACACGGGCCACAAGCCCUUCCAGUGCCGGAUCUGCAUGCGGAGCUUCAGUCGCAGCGACCACCUCACCACGCACAUCCGCACGCACACCGGGGAGAAGCCCUUUGCCUGCGAGUUCUGUGGGCGCAAGUUUGCGCGCAGCGACGAGCGCAAGCGCCACGCCAAGAUCCACCUCAAGCAAAAGGAGAAGAAGGCGGAGAAGGGGGGCGCGCCCUCUGCAUCCUCGGCGCCCACCGUGUCUCUGGCCCCCGUGGUCACCACCUGCGCCUGAGGCUCGGGGGUCCCCAGAUCCCCUCAUUUUUUUCCUUCUAGUGCCUCCCGGCUGCUCGCCUUGGAAGCAGCGGGAAAGCCAGCCACCGAGGCGCAGGGGCCGCGCCCUGGCCUCUCCAUGGACGUGCGGUCCCUCGCUCCCCUUCGAUGCUCCUCCUAUUCCCACCCUUUCACGCCGGCCUGCUGUCGGGGGGCUAGGGCUGGAGGCCCCUUCUCUGGGCGGCUGUCCGCCUCUUAGCCAAGGCGUGGGGGCGGAAAGGUGGCGUCUAGCCCGCUUUGUUCAGUUAGGAUCGCCUUGAUCCAGGGGCCGCUGGGCCGCGCCUAGGACCUGCCAGGGGGGACUGAAGGCCGGGCCCACCUAACCCUCGCCGGACCCAAGCACCUCACUGUUUCCCCCGUGUCUCCCUAUGUUCCCCCUCGAACACCCGAGCGAGGGGGAGGGGGUAAGGAGCGCACCAAAGCGUAGAGCU
This is a messenger RNA of Jaculus jaculus (lesser Egyptian jerboa), 1715 nucleotides long. It is a transcript of the gene Egr3, whose product is annotated as early growth response 3. Gene Ontology annotation, molecular function: DNA-binding transcription factor activity, RNA polymerase II-specific; RNA polymerase II cis-regulatory region sequence-specific DNA binding. NCBI's taxonomy places the organism in Eukaryota, Metazoa, Chordata, Mammalia, Rodentia, Dipodidae. The record is from RefSeq and is a predicted model, not a curated record. Gene Ontology annotation, biological process: regulation of transcription by RNA polymerase II. The coding region runs from base 83 to 1246 and encodes 387 amino acids. The transcript is spliced from 2 exons.